Messenger RNA from Helianthus annuus (common sunflower), 4090 nucleotides. RefSeq lists its product as uncharacterized. The coding region runs from base 80 to 3568 and encodes 1162 amino acids. Lineage: Eukaryota; Viridiplantae; Streptophyta; Magnoliopsida; Asterales; Asteraceae. The record is from RefSeq and is a predicted model, not a curated record. The transcript has 4 exons.
UCCUGGUUUUCCGCUUGACGUGGCAACCUCCUGUUGGUUAGCCUAGCGGCGAACGCGGCACGGUUACCCAUCGCAUUAAAUGCGAUGGGUAUAUAUAUCCGAAGAGAAGGUGAGAGAUUCUCACUUCUCUUCGUUUCUUCUCCACCUUUUUUCUCAAAAACUCUUUGAAUCUUCAAAGUGUUCUUCGUUUCUUCAAGAUUUCUUCAAAUCUUCAAACUUUCUUCAAGCCUUUUUUCCAGAUCCUCCUUCAAAGAUGAGUGAAGAACAUCAAGAGGCUCCUGUUAGUGAGGAAGGACCCGUUCCUGUCCUCAGAUGGGAUUUAGGGCUUUUUGAACAAAUCGUUCGUAGUUUCCGAUUCCCACCGGAGUGGGAUGCCCGGUAUCCGGCUCAGGGCCAGACCGCGGCUGAUGCACCACCCGGUUAUAUCACCCUUUAUGAAGACUUUUUUCUUCAAGGGAAUUUCCGACUGCCGGCGACCAAUUUCCUGGGCAGUAUUCUUUCUUACUAUAACUUCCAUAUAUCCCAGAUGAGCCCACCCGGGAUGGUGAGGGUGCGGCACUUCGAAUUCCUGUGCCGGUCUCAUGGCAUUGAGCCAUCGGUAGAUAAGUUUCGUGCUUUCUACCAGUUGCAGAGAACGAUGGGGUUCUUCUCAUUUGCGAGCCGAGGUGCGGCGAAGAAGAUUCUGCUGAAUCCUCCUAAGAGUUUCCACGAUUGGAAACCCAAGUUCUUUUUCAUCAGGGAAGAAGUUUUGCCAAUCGCUAUGCCUUUUAGGGAAUGGACUGAGGUCAUAUCCAAGGAAGAUCUCCCGAUCCCGAAGACUGCUCGGUGGUACCAGCAGCUAACCCCAACCCCUAACCGGGUGUUUGGGGAAAGUGUUUUGGUUGCUGCUAAGAUGAGUGACCAGUGGUCACCUAGCAGCAAGGAGGUUCCGGUCUUGAAGAUCGGUGAUCAAGAAGCGCAACUCUAUCAAGCUGCCUUCUCCACGUUUGGUGGCUCCAUGGGCGUUCGCCCAGUGCGCGAUGAUGAAGAAAGCUGGUAUGACCAGAUUAAAGGAAACUUCAUGUUUCCAGCUGCUGAUGCUUUCGCUUCGCCGCCAACCGCUACUGAAGGUGCGCAAUACCCUAAACCUCGUCCAUUGCGCUCUGUGACUCUCGCUGGGAAAGAAACUUUCUAUCUUUCCAGCGAGGAGUCUGUAGGUUCUUCCAACGGCGAGCUAAGCUCUUGGUCUGAAAUCUUUGCAGGUGUGUUGCGCGACCUGGGGAUUGACCCCGAGGAGAAGAAGAAAAAACCGGUGAAGAAGAAGAAAAAGGUGGAGCCUGAGGUGACCAGUAAGGGCACCGGCCCUAGUCGCGCAACAUCUGCUGCUGUCAAAGGUACUCUUCGCCUUCGUCAACGUGAUUUAGACGACUAUGUGAUAAUCAGUGACUCAUAUGAAGGUUUAUCACAUGCAGCUAAGGGGAAAACUGGUGCUGGUGGGUCGAAGAGUUCUGGGAGCGCGGGUUCUCGCAACCCUGAAGCUGGCGCGACUCCGUCUUUCCCAGAGGAUGAAGAAGUAGAAGAGGAAGAUGCUGGUGUCCGGCUUAUUGGGCGGAAGAGGGGUAGGAGCGAAGCCACGACUGGUGUGGCUUCCGCCCCUACAUCUGCUGUGAUUCCCGUUGUUGGGAAAACGAGCAAGCUGCGCUCGUUAUACAGAUUUUCUCCUGGUAAGUUCUUCGCUUCUCUUCUUAAUACUUUUCUCUUUACUCAAAUGCUUUUGCUUUAUUUUUCAGAAAUCAAGAAGAAGACCCCUGAGAAGGGUGUCACGUUUAGUGAGGCCGGGGUAAAGAGGCCCAAGAUUACCGUCAAGUCCACUGACACUGCGGCUCAGGAUGCCGCGAAGGCUGCUGAGGCGCAGCGAAAGGUGGAGGAGGACCGGAAGAGAGAGGAGGAGAAGAAGAGAGUUGCGGAGGAGAAGAGAAAGAAAGAAGAAGAGAGGAAGAAGGUAGAAGAGGAGAGAAAGAAAAAGGAGGAGGAGGAGAGGAAGCAGAGGGCGGAGCAGGAGAGGUUGGCUGAAGUGGCGAGGAAGCAGGCCUUGGAGAAGGAGCUAUCGGCGAAAAAGGCUAUGGAUCAGCCUCUUAAACCUCCAGGUCCUGAGGUCACCAAACCAACCAACACCGGUCCUGUUACUACUUCCAAGGGUUCCAGCCGCUUCUCCUCAAGCGGCGCGAGCUCUGGUGGAGCUGGGGGUUAUAACCCCAAUGUGAUAGGUGCGAAGGACACCGUUGGGGAUAUUUACUACAAGACUUACACUGAAGAAGAGCGUGGGGACGCUCCUCAUCAAGCCCCCUGGAGUUUAAAACAGAAAGAUACUUUCGUCGAGUUCAGCCCUGCGCGCGAGUGGUUCCUGAACUCCUUUACACCUGCUGAAGUCCAUCGGCAAAGGGCGAAACCUCACGAAAUGUUGUAUCGUACCUAUAUUCUUGGUGAGGCCAACGCUCGUGCUGCCAACCAUCAAAUAGUUCGCGAAUGGCGAACGAUGGUUAGGGAGCGCGCCGACUGGGAGGCUUAUCGCGAGCGUAUGCUGAAACGUAUUGCUGAAUUCGAAAAGUCGAAAACCGCGUUUGGUGAGGAGAGAGCCAAGUUUGAGGCUGACAAGAAGGCUGAAGAGUGGGGCCGCGAGGGGCUGCAGAAAAAACUCCACAAUGUUGAGGAGCAACUGGCCAAGGAGAAGGCCGAGUUUAAGCGUAUAUGCGCCCAAGACAACGAUCGUGCUUAUGCGCUACGACAGAAGAUCGUUGAUCUUGAGGCUAAAGUUGCGGACUUGACCUCAAAGGUGGAGGAAGCGCAGGGUGAAAGAGCUGCCAAGCAGCAGAUGGAGGUUGAGCUGACUGAAGCCAAGGUGCAAUUGUCCAACAAGGACAAGGAUCUCCACGCCAAGGACGUUGAGAUUGCGGAACUCAAACGUCGCUUGAAUGAGCAAAUCGACAGAUGCGAGUCUUUGGAGAUUGACCUUGAGGCUGAGAAGGUCAAGGCUGCUGAUGCUGAGGAGGCGCGUGCUGUCAGCACUGCUGCGCUUAAUGUGGCCCAGACAAACUACUCCGAGACCCAAGGCAUCGUUGAUACGCUUGUCUCGGAGGCUGAAUGGAUGCGCACUCGAGGAGUAGUACUGGUUGCCAACUCCAUCUUGAAUGCGAGCGAGCUAGACCGCGCCGUAGCGGCUCUGACAGAUGCGGCGCGUGCGGUGGGUCAUCGGGGAGGCUACCUGGAGUGUGCCGAUCACGUUGAGCAGAUGCUUGGGCAGGAAUUUGACAUAAGUCAUUGCUCAGUGACGGAACAUGCUGGUGCUGCAUUGGCUAGUGCUGAAAACUCCUAUGACAACCUUUCCUUGCCUAUCAUGGAGUUGGUUGUUGAAUCGUUGAAGAAAGACGACUGGUGCCAGCGUCUUAAGGCAGUCCUCGAUCCACCGGUUACCGUCGAGUUGUCCGACGAAGAGCCAGCUGGUGAUGAUGGCGGCGAUGGUGAUGAUGAUGGCAACGAUGAUGAUGGUGAGGAUGACGGAGAUGAUGGUGAUGAUCGCCGCGAUGAAUAGGAUAGUUUGUUGGAUAGGUGGUUGAUAGGGAUUUGCGCCUUUGUAAUUUCUUCGGAUACUCUAUGUACAAUGCUGCGCAUUUGCGCAAGUUUUAAAUGACAUGAAACAUUUUGAUUUUUUCCGUUGCAAUUAUUGCAUUGCAAUAAAAACUUUAUGUUAAAUUGGCUCGAAUAAAUGGAAGCGUUUUUUAAGUAUUAAGGUAUCCACCCGGUCUCUCGCUAUUGUUCGCGGAGGACCUUGGAGGUGGUUUGAACAACCCUGAAAUGCUGGAGUGUUUUCGCGCUAAUCAUAAGUUUAGCAUGCAUUUGUAACGAAAAAAUGUAAUAGAGAAACAUGUCGUAUGUUUUCAUUCAAGUCAGAAAUGGGCGCUUAGGCCUUCGUACAUAAUUGCUAAUGGCUUGUAGCCGGCGUAUUGAAUUGAAAGAUGGCGCAAGGCCGAAAUAGAUUACAUGUAACAUUUGCGCAAUUGUUGCGCAUUCCAAGUUCUUGGUAAGAUGUGGCCAUCUAGGGUGCGCAAUUUGU